Molecule: messenger RNA, 4137 nt
Organism: Cinclus cinclus
Lineage: Eukaryota; Metazoa; Chordata; Aves; Passeriformes; Cinclidae
Gene: ZNF536
Product: zinc finger protein 536
Exons: 4
Coding region: 1-4137 (1378 amino acids)
Biological process (GO): regulation of DNA-templated transcription
Cellular component (GO): nucleus
Molecular function (GO): DNA-binding transcription factor activity, RNA polymerase II-specific; RNA polymerase II cis-regulatory region sequence-specific DNA binding
Source: RefSeq, a predicted model, not a curated record
AUGGAGGAAGCUAGUUUGUGCCUUGGUGUUUCUUCAGCUGUGCCAGAAGCUGACGCCCAUCUCAACAGCACCAUUCUCAAUGGGCAAUAUUCAAUGAGUCAGAAGCUGCACCAGAUCACUUCCCAGCUCAGCCAUGCCUUCCCAGAGCUCCAGAACAGGCAGAAUCCCGAGGAGAAGGCAUCAGUGCCACUAGAAGACAAAAGUCACAUGUCCAUCGCAAACCAGCCCAUCAGCAGCCAGAUGGCCCUGCUGGCAAACCAGCUCAACAGGGAGGUAGACACCAGCUUGAACGGGCGUGUGGACCUGCAGCAGUUCUUAAAUGGACAGAACCUAGGGAUCAUGUCUCAGAUGAGUGAUAUCGAGGAUGACGCCAGGAAAAACCGAAAGUACCCCUGUCCCCUCUGUGGGAAACGCUUCCGAUUUAACAGCAUCCUCUCACUACACAUGCGAACUCACACUGGAGAGAAACCAUUCAAAUGUCCCUACUGUGACCACAGAGCAGCUCAGAAAGGCAACCUGAAGAUACACCUGCGUACUCACAAGCUUGGAAACCUUGGCAAAGGUCGUGGAAGGGUCCGAGAAGAAAACAGACUUUUACAUGAGCUGGAGGAGAGAGCAAUUCUUCGGGACAAGCAGCUGAAGAGCAGCCUCUUGCAGCCACGACCCGAUGUGAAAGCACAGCAGCACACCCAGCCGAUGCCGCUCGCAAACUGUAACUUGUCUGUGCCACCUAAUCACAACACACCUGAUAUUUCAAACCCUGUUCCCUCUCCAAAGCCAGUCAGUGUCCAGGAAGAAGUUGUUGCUCAGACAGCCGGGUUCAGAUGCACAUUUUGCAAAGGCAAGUUUAAGAAGCGAGAAGAGCUGGACAGGCACAUAAGGAUCCUGCACAAGCCUUACAAGUGCACUCUGUGUGACUUUGCUGCCUCGCAGGAGGAGGAGCUGAUCAGCCACGUGGAGAAGGCUCACAUAACUGCAGAGUCAGCACAGGGCCAGGGCUCCAAUGGGAAUGGGGAGCAAUCCACCAAUGAGUUUCGUUGCGAGGUGUGUGGCCAAGUGUUUAGCCAAGCCUGGUUCCUAAAAGGCCACAUGAGAAAGCACAAAGAUUCCUUUGAACACUGCUGUCAGAUCUGCGGGAGGCGAUUCAAAGAGCCUUGGUUUCUUAAGAACCACAUGAAAGUUCACCUGAAUAAGUUAUCUGUAAAGAACAAAUCUCCUAAUGAUCCUGAAGUACCUGUCUCCAUCAGCAGCAUGUCCCAGGAAGCUCAUGCAAACUUGUAUUCAAGAUAUCUGUCAUGUUUGCAGAGUGGGUUUCUUCCUCCUGACAAAGCAAGGUUAAGUGAACAAAAUCAAAUCUACAACAAAGGAGAUAUGCCCAUGAAAGAGAAAGAAGUCUUGGGGAAGCUCCUUUCGCCCAUUUCUGGCAUUGGCCACAGUCUUGCCGAAGGGGAUAAACAUUCUUUAUUGGGCUGUCUCAAUCUGGUGCCUCCUCUGAAAUCCAGCUGUAUAGAAAGGUUACAAGCUGCCGCCAAAGCAGCAGAGAUGGAUCCAGUAAACAGCUAUCAGGCCUGGCAGCUUAUGGCAAGGGGAAUGGCCAUGGAACAUGGCUUUUUGUCUAAAGAGCAGCAGAUACAGCGCAGCCACGAAGACACUUUGGCAAAUGCUGGAGUUAUGUUUGAUAAGGAGAAGCGGGAGUAUGUGUUAGUAGGAGCAGAUGGCUCUAAGCAGAAAAUGCCUGCUGAUUUGGUUCACAGCACUAAAAUGGGCAAUCAGAGAGACUUGCCAAGCAAACUAGACCCUUUAGAAGGCAGUAGAGAUUUUUUGUCACAUGGUAUGAACCAGGGACUCGAUUACAACUUACAAAGUCAUGGAAAUAUAAAAGAAAAACCAACUGAAUGCCCGGACUGCGGAAGGGUUUUUAGAACAUACCACCAAGUGGUCGUUCACUCCAGGGUGCACAAAAGAGACAGGAAAGGAGAAGAUGAAAUAAUUCAAGGUAGUCUCGAUGAGCGGCGUGGGUCUGGAAGUGAUCAAGAGUCUCAGUCUGUCAGCAGGUCGACAACACCAGGGUCCUCUAACAUUACUGAAGAAAGCGGAGUAGGUGGGGGUCUCUCGCAGACAGGGAGUGCUCAGGAGGACAGCCCUCAUCCUUCCUCACCCUCCUCUUCAGACAUUGGAGAAGAAGCUGGGAGAUCUGUAGGAGUCCAGCAGCCAGCUUUACUGAGAGACAGGAGCCUUGGUUCUGCCAUGAAAGACUGCCCAUACUGUGGAAAAACUUUCAGAACAUCCCACCACUUAAAGGUCCACUUGAGAAUACACACAGGUGAGAAGCCUUACAAGUGUCCACAUUGUGACUAUGCUGGUACUCAGUCUGCUUCCCUCAAAUACCACUUGGAACGACACCAUCGGGAGCGACAGAACGGAGCAGGACCACUCUCUGGGCAGAGUGCAGGUCAGGAACACAAGGAUGAGGCACCAAGUAAAAGUUCUGUGUUUAUUAGACCAGACAUAUUGAGAGGAGCCUUCAAGGGACUUCCUGGUAUCGACUUCCGAAGUGGCAUGGUCUCACAGCAGUGGACGUCAGGAAUGCUGUCUUCUGGAGAUCAGCAAGGACAAGCAGCUGGCAUGUCAUCUGAAGGAUCAGAAAAUAUGAAGGGUUCAGACAUAUCUUCCAAAGGAACACACUUCUCGGAACUUGGCCGUGCUUACCAGAACAUGGUCGGGAACGGUGUAAACUUUCAAGGGUCUUUGCAAGCUUUCAUGGACAGCUUUGUCCUAAGUUCUUUGAAGAAAGAAAAAGAAAUGAAGGAUAAAGCUCUCUCAGAUCCACUUUCAGCAAAAGCUCUGGGCUCAGAUGGUGGUGAGGAGAAGAUAAAUAGCAAGUCCUCACAGCGGAAAACAGAAAAGUCGCAGUACGAGCCUCUGGACUUGUCGGUAAGGCCUGAUGCAGCCUCCCUGCCAGGCUCCUCUGUCACUGUACAAGACAACAUUGCUUGGCAUGGCUGCUUAUUUUGUUCCUUUACCACUUCAUCCAUGGAGCUAAUGGCUCUGCACCUCCAAGCCAAUCACUUGGGCAAGGCUAAACGUAAAGACAACAUCAUAGGCAACAACAAAGAGCAGUCUAGAGAAGUUUCAGCCUCGGUGAACAAAGUGAGCUUGGUCCCCUCCUCUGUGCAGUCCAGCAAGGAGGCAGGAGUUUCAAACAUGCUGAGCCAGCUGGACUCAGCUCCUGAGAAAAUGACCCAAGGACAAAAUAAAGAGACCCUGGGAGAGCAAAAGAGCGCUGCCUGGCCCGGCCACGUGGAAUCCACUUUUUGUAAUUUUACAACAGACUUCUAUAAGCAGUUUGGUGUUUAUCCUGGUGUUAUUGGCACGGGAACACAAAAUUCUUGCACCAGUAAUGAAUCCGAAAUAAAAACACAAGCUGAAGAUGACCCAAAUACUCUGCUCUCUGACUCUGUAAAUAAAAGUGCUAUUGAUGACCUUUCUGACAUAGCUUCAUCUGAGGAUAUGGAAUCUUCCAAGGAAGAAAACAUUGAAGAUGAGGACAUUGACACAGAACCAGAUAUUAUGAAUAAGCAGUUGUCUGCCCUAAAUAAAGAAAGCAGUGAAGGAGGUGACAAUAUACAAAGUGCAGUCACCUCACAACCCACACAAGGGCUUGUAUCACCACUGCCACAAGCUUCAGAAAAGCAGUGGCACAGUCAGAAUCUUCUCUCCUCACACGAAACUGCACAAGAAGUGAUGAAACCCGACCAAGUUCAGGGUCCACAGGCCCUGGAGAAGCAGAUGAACAUGUUGUCAGUCCUAAGAGCUUACAGCUCUGAUGGCUUAGCAGCCUUUAAUGGACUUGCAAGUAGCACAGCAACUAGUGGAUGUAUCAAGAGACCUGACUUGUGUGGUCACCGGCCUUUCCAGUGCAGAUACUGCCCCUACAGUGCCUCUCAGAAGGGAAAUCUGAAGACCCACGUGCUCUGUGUCCAUCGCAUGCCUUUCGACAACAGCCAGUACCCCGACCGCAGGUUCAAGCGCUCCAGAGUGGACUCCGAAGCUGCCGGGAAUUCGGAGGAGCCGGCGGCUGCCAAGGCGGGGAGCUCUGCAGAGCUGGCCGAGGAGGGCACCAAGGCCCAGGAGUGA